AUGAAUAGUUGGGUCGAUUGCAAUUGUUGUAAUUGGCGAACACAUAGGUACCUGAUUUUGAAGUAUUUAAAGAACGGUAAUUUGCUGAAGCACUUGUUUAAACUGAAACAAUUCAGCGAAGAAGCCACAUCAUUCUACGCUGCCUGUAUCUUAACUGUUAUAAGGCAAAUGCUUAGCGUCAACAUACUACACAAGUCAGGUUUAACAAGAGAUCUAAUUUCGACAUUUUAUUUCAUUGUUAUAAAUUCGUACAGUGACCUGCAUCUUGGCAAUUUAUUGUUAGACGACGGUGGCUACCCUACUUUGGUCGAUUUUGAAAGGGCGACAAAAAUUAGCAGCACCACUCACAAUAUUAGAGACAUUGAGAUUAAAUUGGCGUAUAAACUGGGACAACUAAUUGGUGAAAUGCUCAACGGAAUAGUUUGA
Molecule: messenger RNA, 426 nt
Organism: Helobdella robusta
Lineage: Eukaryota; Metazoa; Annelida; Clitellata; Rhynchobdellida; Glossiphoniidae
Exons: 2
Coding region: 1-426 (141 amino acids)
Biological process (GO): protein phosphorylation
Molecular function (GO): ATP binding; protein kinase activity
Source: RefSeq, a predicted model, not a curated record